AGGGAAAGGAUGUCUUGGCCGCGCGUGCAGCUGGUGGUCACCGCGGACGACUUUGGUUACUGCCCGCGGCGGGAUGAGGGCAUCGUAGAGGCCUUCCUAUCCGGGGCUGUGACCAGCGUGUCCCUACUGGUCAACGGCGCGGCGGCUGAGAGCGCUGCGGAACUGGCCCGCAGGCACAAAAUCCCCAUCGGACUCCACGCCAACCUGUCCGAGGGCCGCCCCGUGGGCCCGGCUCGCCGUGGCGCCUCCUCGCUGCUCGGGCCCGAAGGCUUCUUCCUGGGCAAGAUGGGAUUUCGGGAGGCCGUAGCGGCCGGAGAUGUGGCCCUGUCCCAGGUGCGGGAAGAGCUGGAGGCCCAGCUGUGCCGCUUCCAGGAAUUACUGGGCAGGAAACCCACUCACGUGGACGGGCAUCAGCACGUGCACGUGCUCCCAGGCGUGUGCCAGGUGUUUGCAGAGGUACUGCAGGCCCAUGGGGUGCUCUUCACUCGGCUGCCUCUGGAGCGCGGACUGGGCAGCUGUACUUGGCUCGAGGCGCCGGCGCGUGCCUUUGCUUGCACGGUGGAGCGUGACGCCCUGGCAGCCGUGGGUCCCUUUUCCCGCAGAGGCCUAAGGUGGACCGAUAUCUUCGUGGGCCUGAGCACCUGCGGCCGGCAUAUGUCGGCUCAUCGUGUGUCAGGGGCCCUGGCUCGGGCCCUGGAAGGUACACCCACAGGUCACUGCCUGACAGCCGAGCUGAUGACCCACCCAGGCUACCCCAGUGUGCCACCAGCUGGAGGAUGCGGUGAGGGCCCUGAUGCCUUUUCCUGCUCUUGGGAGCGGCUGCAUGAGCUGCGUGUCCUCACUGAACCCACACUGCAGACCCGGCUUGCCCAGGAUGGCGUGCAGGUCUGUGCCCUCCAUGACCUAGACUCCAAGAGACCCAGGGAAGGGAUCCCUGGCGAAGCCACUCUGGAAACCUUCCUGGAGUCCUCUCAACUGUGACGCUGACAGCCAAGAACUAAUGCCCUAGUGCUCAAGGGAGGGGGCAAGAGCUGAGCUUUCGCACAGCCCAGAACCAAGCCCUAGAGUGGGUUCUCUGACUUCCCUGGGCAGAGUGAUGCCACCUCUGUGACCAGGUCCUCAUGACUCGUAGAGUGCAGCCACAGCUUCCACAAGCCCUCUUGGCCACAGGAGAUUCAGCCUGUGACAUCUUGGCCUGGGGCUUGCCAAGCAUUUUGGGCUCUUCACAUUUCCAUGUAAACAUUUUCUUUGUUUAUGUUUAGUGGCGGGAGAUUAUUAUUGCCCGGAAAACCUUCACAGACACACAAACUGACAAAAACAACUUCAGGGUGCAAACCUGGUCACUAUUCCAGAAAAGGUAUAUAUAAAACAAGCUCUACUGUCUCGUUUUGCUCAUGCUUAGGUUUUACUCUUCUUUGGGGAGUGUACGGGGAAAAGAAUGUCUCAUCUGGCUAUUUUUAGAGAGGUAUAUUAUCUCAAUAUUUAUUUAGGAUGCCAGAUUCCUAACCCACAUCUGGUGAUGUGUGAAUGCCCUGUGCCUGGAUCAGGAGGUGUAGGGAGGGAGGGGAUGGGGAAGGGGAAAGAAGUUCUUGGAAGCACAGGGAGUCCAGACCUGUUCUGAGGGAUGGAAAGGCAGAUGCAACACCACAUGAUCCCUCUUGUCUCAUGUGAAACUGCUUAAGUGCAGGCAGUGACGUCCCCACUUAACAGACCUAGUGGUGGGAGUGGCAGAGCAGGGCUUUGAAGCUAUCUGUUUGUGUAUUUGUCAUGCACUGUCAGGCAUGGAAUCAGGUGCCAACAGAGCCCUCUUCUGGCCUAGGCAGCCUUGAUGGCCAUUCAGCUGUCUCAAGGGGCAGGGAUCUCUAUCCUUUCUGCCUCCAUCCACCCGUGACCCCAUCCUUGAUUGUGGCUUCAACCCCCUUUUCUGGUUCCACCUUCCAUCUUAACCUUCCCUAGACCUAGACUAUCGUAGGUACAGCCCCUUUCCUCCUACCUUUCAUUCACAGCUAUAAACUGGAGUCACUGGGAGUUUGGUUGCUCCUAUUGUUCUGCCCUCACCUCUUUGCCUCAGCCCUUGGUGUCUGGCCACACUCCUGCAGGCUGUUGGCUGGAGCUAGUGGGGGUGACCUGAAGGUAGCCUGCUGGCACAGGAGCACCUUCCUCAAGGGGGAUUCUGCUGUUCUGAGAGGAGGCAGCUGGCUGUGUGGCUCUCGGGCUCAGGACAGAUGUGGGUGGGCAGGAGGGAUGCUUGGGAAUCUGUAGACACUAAAUGAAACUGUGGGAGGGAGAAGAGCAUGAGCAGAGAUGAGGGCCCAGCACUGGCUAGGGACCCUCAAUGUUUUAGACUCUCUUUCCAGGGCCUUGGUUAUAGCUUCUGCAGUACUGGGUAGUCAGGUUUAGUCUGAUUGUCUUGAGAACCACAUGGUGCCCCCAGGAGCAUAGUCUGCAAGCAAAAACAUUUCCAGUCCUGGCCGGUAAGGCUCAGUGGAUUGAGCUCCGGCCUGCGAACCAAAGGGUUGCCGGUUUGAUUCCCGGUCAGGGCACAAGUCUGGGUUUCAGGCCAGGUUCCCAGUGUGGGGCAUGAAAGA
Messenger RNA from Phyllostomus hastatus (greater spear-nosed bat), 2588 nucleotides. It is a transcript of the gene YDJC, whose product is annotated as YdjC chitooligosaccharide deacetylase homolog. The transcript has 5 exons. Gene Ontology annotation, molecular function: deacetylase activity. The coding region runs from base 10 to 981 and encodes 323 amino acids. NCBI's taxonomy places the organism in Eukaryota, Metazoa, Chordata, Mammalia, Chiroptera, Phyllostomidae. Gene Ontology annotation, biological process: carbohydrate metabolic process. The record is from RefSeq and is a predicted model, not a curated record.